This is a messenger RNA of Juglans regia (Persian walnut), 3478 nucleotides long. RefSeq names its product putative pentatricopeptide repeat-containing protein At3g18840. Gene Ontology annotation, molecular function: protein binding; RNA binding; kinase activity. The record is from RefSeq and is a predicted model, not a curated record. Gene Ontology annotation, biological process: RNA modification. Lineage: Eukaryota; Viridiplantae; Streptophyta; Magnoliopsida; Fagales; Juglandaceae.
ACUCCAGUCUCCUAUUGGCUGGUCUCGGAGAAGCGAAAAUGGAGAGCAGUGUUCAGAGGCGAGUGGAGGCUAUUUCUCGUCACCUCCUACUGACACGACCUAAUCCCGUUCUUUCUCCUAUUUUACUAAAGGGUGGGCAGCCGAUAAAUGGUGAGGCUGAACCUGUGAUCAUAGGAGGUAUGGUGUUGGACAUUCAUGCCACACCUUCGAUGCCUGCAAAUCCCAGAACAACCACUCCUGGAAAGGUUCGUUAUGUACUAGGAGGUGUAGCAAGGAAUGUUGCUGAAUGCAUGUCCAAGCUCGGAACAAAGCCUUAUAUGAUUAGUGCUGUGGGUCUUGAUAUGGCAGGAAAUUUGUUGAUACAACACUGGAAAUCUGCUGGGCUGUCAACAGAAGGGAUUCGGAAGCAACAAGAUGUAGUGACUCCGGUUGUUUGCAACAUACUUGAUGUAAAUGGAGAGUUGGCAGCUGCUGUUGCGAGUGUGGAAGCUAUUGAAGAGUUUCUUACACCUGAGUGGAUUCAACAAUUCAAGGACAAUAUAUGUACUGCUCCAAUAUUGAUGGUUGAUGCAAACCUGAGUCCUCUUGCUUUAGAAGCGUCUUGCCAAAUUGCAGCUGAAUCUAACAUUCCAGUGUGGUUUGAGCCUGUAUCAGUUUCAAAAUCCAGAAGAAUUGCUUCAGUUGCCAAGUAUGUAAGCAUUGCUUCACCUAAUGAAGAUGAACUUAUUGCCAUGGCAAAUGCUUUGUCCUGUGCAAAUGUGUUUCCUCCAAUUGAAAGGGGGAAUAAAUAUUCGGCAGAGUCACUGUUCCAAAAGCUGAAACCAGCGAUCUGGCUUUUGCUAGAAAAGGGUAUAAGAAUGGUUGUUUUAACCCUUGGUUCAGAUGGAGUGUUCUUAUGUUCUAGAGGAGGGCCAACCGUCAAGAGAGCCAAUUUGGAAAGAAUCAAGGCAUUUGAUUCUUCUGGACAGCUCUAUAAGGUUGUGACAUCAAGCUGUCCGCCACAUUGGCAUGAUGCUACAGAUUUGGAAAGGGAUUCUCAUCUUUUUGCGGUGCAUUUCCCAGCCCUUCCUGCAUCAGUUGUGAGGCUCACAGGGGCGGGUGAUUGCUUGGUUGGUGGGACGCUUGCUUCAAUUUGUGCAGGUUUAAAUAUUAUGCAGAGCGUGGCAGUUGGAAUUGCAGCAGCCAAAGCUGCAGUCGAGGCAGAAGCCAAUGUGCCGGGUGCAUUUAGUUUGGCCACAAUUGCAGAUGGUGCGAGGUCAGUGUACUCUGCUGCCAAAGUUUUGUUCAAUCAACCGAUGUUGAUGAGGUCCCUAAAUCAUGGCCUUAUAUAUCACGUCCAAGCCAUUAAAGCUGGUUUAAUCCCAACCAUUUUCACCUCCAAUCAAGUCAUUCACUUAUACUCCAAACACGGCCUUAUGCGCGAAGCUCGCAGAUUGUUCGAUGAAAUGCCCGAGAAAAAUGCUUUCUCUUGGAAUGCAAUAAUCUCGGCUUAUAUAAAAUCCCAAAACUUGACACAAGCGCGAGCGUUAUUUAAUGCCGCUUCCCAUAGAGAUUUGGUUACAUAUAACUCAAUGCUGUCAGGAUAUGUAAGCACCGAUGGGUAUGAAGCUCAUGCGCUUAAGUUGUUUAUUGACAUGCAGUCGGAAUGUGAGGGGAUCAGAAUUGAUGAGUUCACUCUCACAACAAUGCUUAACUUGAUCGCCAAGCUAGGUGUCGUAUCAUAUGGGAGGCAGUUGCAUUCCUAUAUGGUGAAAAGUGCUAAUGAUUUAAGCGGGUUUGCUGUUAGCUCUCUUAUAGAUAUGUAUUCUAAAUGUGGCUGUUUUGAAGGAGCAUGGUGGGUGUUUAGCGGAUUUGAUCAUGGGGUGGUUGACUUGGUUUCGAAGAAUGCAAUGGUGGCGGCUUGCUGCAGGGAAGGCAAAUUGGAAUUGGCUUCGGAUAUUUUUUGGACGGAAGCCGAGUUAAAUGACACGGUGUCUUGGAACACAUUAAUUUCAGGUUAUGCUCAAAUUGCUUAUGGGGAGGAGACACUGAGAUUGUUCGUUCUUAUGGAAAAGAGUGGCUUUAGAUGGAAUGAAUAUACGUUUGCGAGCGUUUUGAGUGCUUGCUCUGGUCUGAAAAGUUUGAAGCUUGGAAGGGAAGUCCAUGCUUGGGUUCUGAAAAACGGGUUGUGUUUGAAUCCAUUUAUAAGCAGUGGCAUUGUUGAUGUCUACUGCAAGUGUGGGAAUAUAAAGUAUGCAGAGUCAGUUCAUUCAGCAAUUGAGAGUCGAAACCCAUUUGCAGUCACCUCGAUGAUUGUGGGGUAUGCAUCUCAAAGCAAUAUGGUGGAAGCCCGAAGGCUUUUUGAUUCAUUGCCAGAGAAGAAUAAUGUUGUCUGGACUGCUUUAUUUUCAGGUUACAUCAGAUCACAGCAAUGUGAAGCUGUGUUUGAACUUUUGCGUGAGUUUCAAGCUAAAGAAGGAACUGUUCCUGAUGCUUUAAUCCUUGUCAGUUUGCUCAGCGCUUGUGCAAUACAAGCUGACCUUGGUCCUGGAAAGCAGAUUCAUGCUUACUUACUCAGAGCGGGGAUUGAAAUGGAUGAGAAGCUGGUCACUGCUUUGGUUGAUAUGUACUCAAAAUGUGGUAGCAUCACAUUUGCAGAAAAGAUUGUCCAAAGAGUUACUGACAGAGAUUCAGUGCUUUACAAUGUAAUGAUAUCCAGUUAUGCUCACCAUGGACAUGAAACUGAAGCUAUCCAGCUUUUUAAGGAAAUGGUGGAGAGAAGUGUCAGACCGGAUGCAGUCACCUUUCUCGCCCUUCUGUCAGCCUGUCGGCACUGUGGAUUGGUAGAACAGGGUGAGCAAUUUUUCCAUUCCAUGAGAACAGACUAUAACAUAUUGCCUGAGAUUGACCACUAUGCAUGUAUGAUUGAUCUAUAUGGGAGGGCUAAUCAACUGGAGAAGGCAGUGGCUUUAAUGAAAAUGAUUCCAAUAGAAUUGGAUGCUGUAAUCUGGGGGGCCUUUUUGAAUGCUUGUAGGACAAAUGGGAAUACAGCAUUUGCAAGAGAGGCGGAGGAGAAACUACUAGAAAGUGAAGGAGUCGAUGGGGCUCGGUAUGUUCAAUUGGCCAAUGUCUAUGCUGCAGAGGGCAAUUGGGAUGAGAUGGGAAGAAUAAGGAAGAAGAUGAGAGGGAAGGAGAUCAAGAAACUUGCCGGUUGCAGCUGGGUAUAUGUGCAAAACAGAGUUCAUACAUUCACUUCUAGUGAUAUAUCUCAUAGUAAAACAGAGGAGAUAUAUAGAACCUUAGCCUGCUUGACUGAAGAACUACCAUAUGAGAUAGCCGGAUCACUGUAUUGAAUUUGUGGUCAUGUUUGAUUGGCAGCAUGACAACACGAUUAAUUUCUGAUGCCUUGUGGAUAUAGAAAUUCAUGGGCUUUGGCACAACCGGAUGAAGGGACCUCCAUUAAUCUUUAACAAGUUCUCGCUUCAUCCUACUGGCCCCA